Molecule: messenger RNA, 1074 nt
Organism: Pocillopora verrucosa
Lineage: Eukaryota; Metazoa; Cnidaria; Anthozoa; Scleractinia; Pocilloporidae
Product: melatonin receptor type 1B-B-like
Biological process (GO): cellular response to light stimulus; phototransduction; G protein-coupled receptor signaling pathway
Cellular component (GO): plasma membrane
Molecular function (GO): G protein-coupled photoreceptor activity
Source: RefSeq, a predicted model, not a curated record
AUGAAUGUCUCGGUGGCAACCAAUACAGACAGCAACAGUAACAUCCUUCGCCUGGCGGAAUCAUUACGAUCUCGAAGUUCAUUGCAAGUUGUUCUGGAAUCUUUGAUCUACGGUUCUGUAAUUGUAUCUGGCUUUGUUGGAAAUCUUCUAGUCCUUUACAUUGUCUACAAAUCGGCGAGGCUCCGAAAUGUACCAGGACUAUUUAUUGCUUCACUUGCCCUUUCAGAUAUCGCCAUCAUUGCCCUUGCGACUCCACCAUCUCUGUUAUCACUUAUCAAAGGGAAUUGGGUCUCCACCUUUGCAGCCUGUCAAUUUCAAGGUUUUAUUGUCAUAGUAACAGUAGCUGCCUCUUUGCAGACCAUGGCUCUUAUGUCCGUCGAUCGAUACUUCCGCGUCGUUCAUCCGACAAAACAUCGACUUUUCUUUACCAUGCCACGCGCACGGCUCAUGGCCGCGUCAGUCUGGAUCUUGGCAUUGGCGUACCCAGUCCCUUAUCUUGCCACUGACAAAAUGUUUGUUUUUCAUCCUGGAAAAUUUUUCUGUUUUUUCGUAGAAGAGGAGUCUUUGGCAGCUGACACUAUUUACGUCUGCAUUUUUUACUCCAUUGCCGUUCUCACUUAUUGCUACAUUAACGUUUACAGACAUCUGAGACUGAACGCAAAGCGCGUUCAAGGUUGGCGCACGAAUGAAGUGAAGCCCUCAACCUUGAACGAAAAACGCGUCCAAGGACGGUUCACGCAAGAAAUCAAGACCUCAGCCGAAGAUGUCAAAUUGACACGAACGUUAUUUGCCACUGUCCUUGGAUAUCUGAUUUGCUGGACUCCUGUUCUCAUAAUCGAUUUUGUGGAAAAGGGUGUUGGGGAAUGGUUCCUUCCACGUUGGGUCUACGUCAUGUACAAUGAUUUUGGACUUUCGAGUUCUUCUCUAAACCCCAUUAUAUAUGGGGCCCUAAACCGAACAUUUCGACGAGAAUACAAAAAGAUUCUCUGCUUCAGGAAGUCCUCGCUUAAUCAAGAUCAAAGCAACACUGAACAAACACCGAUGGAAAGAAAAAAGUUCUUACAACAGAAAUAA